Pezoporus flaviventris is the source of this 2504-nucleotide messenger RNA. It is a transcript of the gene OSTF1, whose product is annotated as osteoclast stimulating factor 1. The transcript is spliced from 10 exons. Gene Ontology annotation, molecular function: protein binding. NCBI's taxonomy places the organism in Eukaryota, Metazoa, Chordata, Aves, Psittaciformes, Psittacidae. The record is from RefSeq and is a predicted model, not a curated record. Gene Ontology annotation, biological process: signal transduction. Bases 86 to 730 code for a protein of 214 amino acids.
UUUGGUUCGGCAGCCGAGAGAGGGUUACUCUACUCUCAGGCAGACCUCUGCCGCAGCCUCAUCUGCACUCCGGCCGUCUCCAGGCAUGUCUAAGCCGCCACCUAAACCUGCCAAGCCAGGGCAGGUUAAAGUGUUCAGGGCCCUGUAUACAUUUGAGCCCAGAACGCCAGAUGAACUGUACUUUGAAGAAGGAGAUAUUAUCUACAUCUCAGACAUGAGUGAUACAAACUGGUGGAAAGGAACUUGCAAAGGGAAAACUGGACUAAUUCCAAGCAACUAUGUGGCAGAGCAAGCAGAGUCUAUUGAUAACCCACUGCAUGAAGCUGCCAAACGUGGCAACUUAAGCUGGUUGAGAGAGUGUUUGGAUAAUCGAGUUGGGGUCAAUGGCUUAGACAAAGCUGGAAACACAGCUCUGUACUGGGCAUGCCAUGGAGGCCACAAAGAUAUAGUGGAUGUUCUGUUUACCCAGGCAAACCUAGAGUUAAAUCAACAGAACAAAUUGGGAGACACAGCUUUGCAUGCUGCUGCAUGGAAAGGUUAUGCAGAUAUUGUAGAGAUGCUGCUGGCAAAGGGGGCAAGAACAGAUCUGAAGAACAAUGAGAAGAAACUGGCAUUAGACAUGGCAACCAAUGCAACUUGUGCUUCCCUUCUUAAGAAGAAACAGAGUGCAGGUACAGUCCGAACAUUAAGUAAUGCGGAGGAAUACCUCGAUGAUGAAGACUCCGAUUAGCUUUUCAGCCUAAAGAACUAUAUCUUGCAUUGCCUAUGUCAUUCCCAAAACGUGUCUUUACAACUGUAAAAAUAUCUAACUUAGAGUAUUGCAGUCUUCCAGUAUAGCAUAUAAAUGAGAGGGUGGUGCUUUCCAAAGGAAUAAUCUUCAUGUGUGCAAGAAGAUGCCACAUUUUAAAUCAUAGUGCCUUUGGAAUUGUCUUACAGAGGAAGUGUGGCAUACCCUUAUUGUUGAAUGGGCAGAGGACCAUCCUCUAAACCCACAGGUUUCAUCUCAGGCCUUUCCAGCAAGUGCCUUGCGUCCCUGAAUUACGCUCCUUAGACUGAAAGGUCCCUUUGGGAUGGCAGGACACUGUUGCUAACGUUUCUCAAAAUCUCCCUGGAUACCAGUUCCUUUGUGCAGAUAAUUACUGAAAGAGUCAGUACUGGUUGACAGGCCUGAAUACCUGGUUGACAUGGCAUUCAUGCCUGGCAUGAAUGACUGGUUGACAGGCAUCUCGCUGCUAUAGAAAGUGACAUCUUUUGCCCACAUAGAGCCAGGACAAGGUUUGAUUUUUUUUUUUUGUUUUGGUUUGGUUUGGUUUUUUUGUGUGUUUGUUUGUUUGUUUGUUUUGGUAAAUCCGCCCCUAUUCCUUCCUGUACCCCUCUAAGUAAGGGGUAGAAUGACAUGAAACAGUCUGCCCCUGGACACUUUCGUUGUCUUCUCUAUUGCUAUGGGCCAUAUCCCUGAAAUGUAAACUCAGGUGAAAUGCUUGCUUAAGUCAGGCUUGCUUGAAAAGUGCUCUUAGUUUUGGACUUAGUGAUGUGAUUCCUUUGCUUUUUAAAGUGCAUGAUGCUGAAACUAUUUGUAGUGAGAGGAAGACAGAAUAUUUUUCUAUUUAUCCUGCCUAAUUUUUUUUUUUUUUACUGAUCUCUUGCUUUUAUUUUUUAAAAGAGUUCUUAUAUAUUGCCCUAAAUUACCUCAAAGCUUAAGUGUGUUUGAAGGAAUGAGGGAAGAUGUAUAUUAAAUAUACCACAUGUAUCUUUAGAAAAGAUACCUGAAAUUGAAGAAUCACUUAAACGUAUUGCUUCUUCCUGUGAAUUAAAGAGGACUAAAAAAUAAAUUGAGCCACUUUUAAGCUUCCCUGCAGAGUUAAAAAACUAAGCACUUCCUUCAGAUUGCUUAAAUAGCUGCAGCCAAAUAUACCAUACUAAGGGAUACUUCCUUGCUGUGAUGGUAGUAAGAAAAUGUUGCAAGUGUUUGAGAUGCAGUCUUAUUUUCAAUUUUUGUUGCUAACUUUCCUGUUAGCAGCUUUGACAGAUUCAGUCCAACACAGCAGUCUGUGAUACUAAAAAAGAAAAAAAAAUUUUAAAAUGGCAAAAAAAAAAGCUCUUAGAUUGGGGAUAAAUGAAAAGCUCUGGUACAAGACUGGGGAUAAGUGAAAAUCACACUAGGUAUUUUAGAAAUUAAAAGAAGACUAAAGCACUCUCAUUUUAAAAAAUACAUUGAACCAGAUUUUUGUAUUUUUAUUAUCCUGCGAAAGACUAGGUACAGGUAAGGCUUGUUAAAUGAGCAUUUACCAAAGAAGACAUUGUUCAAUUGACCAGAACUGUAUAAGAUGAUGGUGUUGCACAAAUAGUCACCUGCAAGUAUAAUUCUGAAUUGUUUAAGUGUUAAAACCAUACAAAAAAUAUUUUAGCCCUAUGAGAUCCUGUGGUCAGCUGAACAGUGAUGUUUUAUUUUGUGUGAACUUGGAAGGUCCUAGAGAGGAAAAAAUAAAAACCAAAGCCACCAA